Messenger RNA from Microdochium trichocladiopsis, 990 nucleotides. Its product is annotated as pectinesterase. Lineage: Eukaryota; Fungi; Ascomycota; Sordariomycetes; Xylariales; Microdochiaceae. The transcript has a single exon. Gene Ontology annotation, biological process: cell wall modification. Bases 1 to 990 code for a protein of 329 amino acids. Gene Ontology annotation, molecular function: pectinesterase activity. The record is from RefSeq and is a predicted model, not a curated record.
AUGAAGUCGUCCAUUGCCACCUUCUGGGGCCUGGCUACCACGGUCCUUGCCGUGGGCAGGACUUCCGCGCCCGCCGGCUGCCUCAACGUCGCCAAGAGCGGCGGGCAAUUCAGCACGAUCCAGGCGGCCGUCAACUCGCUGUCGACCUCUGCGAGCGGCAAGCAGUGCAUCUUUGUCAACCCGGGCACCUACACCGAGCAGGUGCUCGUGCCCGCGCGGACCGCCCAGCUCACCAUCUACGGGUAUACGACCGACACGUCGUCCUACACCAACAACCAGGUCGUCAUCACGGGCCGCAGGUCGCAGGCCGACGGGGUCAACAACGACAACACGGCGACGCUGCGCGUCAAGGCCAACGGGUUCAAGCUGUACAACGUCAUCGUGCGGAAUACCUACGGCGAAGGGUCCCAGGCCGUCGCGCUCAGCGCGUACGCCGACAGCGGGUACUACGGGUGCAGCCUCGAGGGGUACCAGGACACGCUGCUGGCCAACGUGGGCAGCCAGGUGUACGCGCGGACGCGCAUCGUGGGCGCGACCGACUUCAUCUUUGGCCAGCAGGCCCGCGCGUGGUUUGAGCGGUGCGACCUGCGCGGGCUCGCGCGGCAGACGGGCAUCGUCACGGCCAACGGGCGCGACGGCGACUCCAACCCGAGCUACUACGCCUUCAACCGGUGCGACCUGCGCGCCGCGGACGGGCAGAACGUCGCCGCGGGCAGUUAUUUCCUCGGCCGGCCCUGGCGCGACUAUGCGCGGGUCGUGUUCCAGAACACGGCGAUGAGCAGCAUUCUCAACGGGGCCGGAUGGCAGAAGUGGACCAGCGACCAGGACGUGUCCAAGGUCUUCUAUGGCGAGUAUGGUAACACCGGCGCCGGUGCGUCGGGUAGUCGCGCCUCGUGGACGAGGAAGCUGGGGUCGCCGGUCACGCUGGCCGAGGUGCUGGGCAGCAACUACGCGAGCGCGGCCUGGUAUGAUGGUUCCUACAUGUCGUGA